AUGAGACGCUCUAUUCAACGUGCUAGAAGAGGAUGGCUCGUCCUACCCCUCGGCAGACACCCCGCCCGCUUCCAACCUACGCCCUCCUUCCUGCAGUCCCCGAACAAUAAUCAAUCAGCAAAACCACAAAACACCGGCCCGAACGAUGGAGACAAGCAAGAGAGAAGCAAGUUCGCCCGAAGCGUGCUCGAAGGUAGCACGGUAGCUCUGAUAUCGCUCUUUGGUCUGGGCCUUGGCGGCUAUGCCUACAGUUUGUUCUACAAGAGAACGGUUGCGAAGAAGAUCGAGAAUGCCUUCGCGACCGGAUACAGCUCGCAAGAGCGCGUUGCGCUGGGUCGCAUCUCAUACGGCACCGAGCCAGACAAGAUACAAGAGAUUGUAGAAAGAGAAUACUGGGUUCCGCGAGCGGAGCAGGAGGAUAUCGACAACGUCGUCAGCGGAAGGGCCAGAGGGAGAUACUAUUUGGUCAUCGGCGAGCGAGGCACUGGCAAGCGAGCACUACUUCUGGAGGCUAUGCGAAAGGUCAACGGCGAUGGCAUUGCUAUGCUGGAAGCGCAUAACGAUCUAGAAGUCUUUCGAACGCGACUCGGCAAGGCCAUCGACUACGAAUUCCACGAAGACUACAUCGGAGGACUGUUCAGCAUUCGGGGCCCGAGGGAUAGCUCGCCGCUACUGGACAUUGAGAGAGCGCUCAACCAGAUGGAGAAGGUAGCCUUGUCGCUGCGAAAGCGUCGCGGCAAGCCUCUUCUCAUGAUCAUCAACAACAUCCAUCUGUUCAAAGACGACGAAGCGGGAAAGCAUCUACUGGAGAUCUUGCAGCAGCGCGCCGAGAUUUGGGCUGGCAACGAGCUCGUCACGACCGUCUUUACCUCCGACGAAUUCUGGACUCUGGAACGCCUGACACCACACGCGACCAACAUGCACGUCAUCAGCGUCAGAGACGUCCGGAAGAACGUGGUAACCACCGCACUCAAGCAAUACCGCGCUCGCUACCACAAUGAAGACGUACCCCAAAGCAUCCUCGACGAAGUCUUCGCCAAAGUCGGCGGCCGACUAAUCUUCUUAAACCAAGUCGCCAAAUCCCACGACAUGCUAGAAACAUGCAAGCAGAUCAACCGAAGAGAGAAAAUGUGGUUCCUAAACAACUGCUGGAUCCUCGGCGACUCCAUGGACGACGACGUGGAAGAACAGCAAAAGUACUGCGCCGCCGCCAUCGUCCUAGCACGCGCGCUGGUCCUCCGCGAGCAAGAAACAUCUGAUCCAGACCAAUUCACACUUCCCCAGAUUCCGCUACACGAGGCCCGUCAGAUCAUCACGCGCGCCGACUUUGUGCACCCGUUUGAUCACAUCAACGUUAUUCAUAUCGAUGCGCAUGGUAUGGUAAGAGCGGAUUCUGUACCGAUGCAGAAUGCGUUUAGGGAGGUUGUACAACAACCUGGCUUCGAGGAGCAUUUGAAGGCGACGCUGAAUCGAUUGGAUGAGUUGGAGAGUUUGGCGAGGACGAGAGAGGUUGCGAUGAGGGAUCCGCCGGAUCGGAGUGGGGGGAUUGUGCCGGUGCAGACGUAUUGCGCGAAACUUUGA
Molecule: messenger RNA, 1581 nt
Organism: Alternaria ethzedia
Lineage: Eukaryota; Fungi; Ascomycota; Dothideomycetes; Pleosporales; Pleosporaceae
Exons: 2
Coding region: 1-1581 (526 amino acids)
Source: RefSeq, a predicted model, not a curated record